Messenger RNA from Seminavis robusta, 624 nucleotides. The record is from the annotation of a GenBank genome assembly. Lineage: Eukaryota; Bacillariophyta; Bacillariophyceae; Naviculales; Naviculaceae.
AUGUCCUCCACCAGAGACAACGCGAAACGCAUCGCUGCCAGCGGGGAUGUGAUCCGCAAUCCCACAGCCUACCAGAAUGCCAUUGAAGCUUCGGUCCGCCAGAACACGGAUGAUCCCAAGUACUUGUACCAUUACACAACUCCCCAGGCUGCAGAAAGCAUUGCAAAGAAUGGAAAGAUCCAAGCCAGUUCCACCGGUUUGGCUGGUUCGGGGACCUACCUCACCGCAAAGCCUCCGCGCUGCCCUGUCACUCCGAUACUCUUUUGGAAAACAAUUACGCUUCCGUGGCCCGUGGAUCAUCCAUCCUACGUGGACAAUUAUGUUCGUGUAGAUGCCGACGACCUCUAUGCUCGUCAUGUUGGCGGAGACCGAGAUGUUUGGAAAGUGGAUGGAGAUGUAGACUUUUACUCUCACAAUGGAUUUGUUGCGGAGCGCAAUCAGCACCAGUGUGAUACCGCAGGACAUUCAAACCACCCAGUGGGUGGAUGGUACAACGAAUACUACGAUGAGCGUAAUCAGCACCAAUACAGCGCCCAUAACGAAGCUGAAGGAUACCCGAACCACUACGAAGGUGGAGGGUACAGCGAAUACUAUGAGGAAGAACAAGAUGACGACUAUUGGUAG